AUGAGUAGCAACAACUUUCUAGAAUUCUUUAAGCCAUUCGAAUCAUAUCUACCAGAGGUGAUUGCACCAACCAGAGCAGUCCCAUAUAAUCAAAAAUUAAUGUGGACAGGUGUCACGUUAUUGAUUUUUUUGAUCCUAAGUCAAAUUCCACUAUAUGGUAUUGUCUCAUCUGAAACUGCUGAUCCUUUAUAUUGGCUACGUGCAAUGUUAGCUAGUAACAGGGGUACCCUAAUGGAAUUAGGUGUCUCUCCAAUUAUUACAUCUUCAAUGAUUUUCCAAUUCUUACAAGGUACCCAGCUAUUGACCAUUAAUAGAGAAAACAAGAGAGACAGAGAAUUAUUUGAAGUCGCUCAAAAGGUUUUUGCCAUAUUAUUGACUUUAGGUCAAGCUGUUGUGGUUGUGUUAAGUGGUAACUAUGGUAGACCAAGUGAUUUAGGAAUCGCCAUCUCUUUAUUGCUAAUUUUCCAAUUGAUUUUUGCCUCCUUUAUCGUCUUAUUAUUAGAUGAAUUAUUGACCAAAGGCUAUGGUUUGGGUAGCGGUAUUUCCUUAUUUACUGCCACUAAUAUUGCUGAACAAAUUUUUUGGAGAGCUUUUGCUCCUACAACUGUCAGUACAGGCAGAGGAACUGAAUUUGAAGGUGCUGUCAUUGCCUUUUUCCAUUUAUUAUUUGUUAGAAAAGAUAAAAAGAGAGCCUUAGUUGAAGCAUUUUACAGACAAAAUUUACCUAAUAUGUUCCAAGUUUUAAGUACCGUUGCCGUUUUCUUAUUUGUCUUAUAUUUACAAGGUUUCCGCUAUGAAAUCCCUGUCAAGUCCACCAGAGUCAGAGGUCAAGUUGGUAGCUAUCCAGUCAAAUUAUUUUACACUUCAAAUACCCCAAUUAUGUUACAAUCAGCGUUAACCUCAAACAUCUUUUUAAUUUCUCAAAUCUUAUACAACAAAUUUCCAACCAACCCAAUUGUUAGAUUACUAGGUGUUUGGGGUGUUCCAACAUCUGGUGGUUCCUUUGGUAGCGGUAAAGCUGCAUUGAGCGGUUUGGCUUACUAUUUACAACCACCCUUCAGUGCCAAAGAAGCUUUAACAGAUCCAAUUAAAUUUAUGUUUUAUGUUGCCUUUGUCUUGGGUUGUUGUGCCGUGUUUUCCAAAACAUGGACUGAAAUUAGUGGUACCAGUGCUAAAGAUGUUGCUAAACAGUUUAAGGACCAAGGCAUGGUUAUCAGUGGUAAGAGAGAUACUAGUGUGUACAAGACUUUAAAGGGUAUUAUUCCAACCGCUGCAGCCUUUGGCGGUGCAUGUAUUGGUGCUCUAAGUGUCGGUAGUGAUUUAUUAGGAACUUUGGGUAGUGGUACCAGUAUUUUAAUGGCCACCACCACUAUAUACGGUUAUUAUGAGAUUGCUGCCAAAGAGGGUGGAUUUACCAAAAAUUUGGUUUCUGGUAUUUCUGAAUUGAUGUGA
Saccharomycodes ludwigii is the source of this 1452-nucleotide messenger RNA. RefSeq names its product translocon subunit SEC61 (gene SEC61). The record is from RefSeq and is a predicted model, not a curated record. The transcript has a single exon. Gene Ontology annotation, cellular component: membrane; Sec61 translocon complex. Gene Ontology annotation, biological process: SRP-dependent cotranslational protein targeting to membrane, translocation; post-translational protein targeting to membrane, translocation. Gene Ontology annotation, molecular function: transmembrane protein transporter activity; signal sequence receptor activity; ribosome binding. The coding region runs from base 1 to 1452 and encodes 483 amino acids. NCBI's taxonomy places the organism in Eukaryota, Fungi, Ascomycota, Saccharomycetes, Saccharomycodales, Saccharomycodaceae.